CUACUUCCGGUUCCAGACGCGCCAAAAAGAAAACACUUGUGUUUUUAUUUCUACAAACCAUUUUCAGCGAGUGAGGAGUGACAUAAACAAAACGGGAUCAGGCUAAAUAACAGAAAAACCUGCAGGUUUUGUCAGGUUGAAGGAUGAUAGGUGGACCAAAGUUCAAGCAUCCACUCUGCUGAAGUUUCCUUGAGCAAGUCACUACAUUUCUACUCGCACCAGGAGGGCACUGCAUUGAAGCUGACCUCCGACCUCGCUUUGGAAGGUGGACGUAUGAUGAAAAAGCUGCCCUGUGGGUGCAAUAAAGGAUCACUUGAAGAUGAAUAAGUGGGGAGACCGACUGAAGAAGGUUGAGCUGCUUGCUCAGUCGUUCCAGCUGAAUCCUCUCUCCGCACAAUACAAACCUCGACUGUGGCCGUGCCAGCCUUCCUCCAUCUGGAAGCUCUUCCCUCGUCAAAGUAUCGCUAUCAGCUGUGCUCAGAGCUGCAAAGAGGCCGUACAUGUUUUUGCACUUGAAAAAGAAAAGACAUCCCUGGGUCAAAGGAUCUUCCUGGUUACCAGUUACAGUGAGCUGUGGCAUUACUACAGGACUUACACACAGUCCUUGAUGCACUGCUAUGAGGUGAUACCAGAGGGCGCUGUUUGUAAACUUUACUUUGACUUGGAGUUCCACAAGCCUUCGAACACGGGAGCUGAUGGGCAAUCUAUGGUGUCUUCACUUAUCCAGUAUGUUUGUGACAGGUUAAUGGAAGUUUAUGGGAUCGAAUGCUCCGCGAAAAAUGUCCUCAAUCUUGACUCCAGCACAGCAGAGAAGUUCAGUCGACAUCUCAUCUUCAAUCUCCAAAAUGCAGCUUUCAAAGACAACAUACAUAUGGGCAGGUUUAUUCAUGCAAUUCUUCAAUCGGUCCUGAGCACACCCACAAGUUGCCUGAAUGUUGGGAUGAAUUCAGUGGCAGAAAACAGUGAAACAAGCAGAACACAAACUGUGUCUGAGGGGACGCCAGCAACGCCAGAAGAGAUGGUUGAGAGUCCACAGGCCAAGAGGCGCAAGCAGGAAGAGAAAGACCUCAGGUUCCUCCAGGUGAAAAACAAAGAUGGCCAACACUGUCUCUUUGUGGAUCUUGGUGUUUACACCAAGAACAGAAAUUUCCGCCUUUACAAGUCAUCGAAAGUGGGAAAGAAUGCUGCGUUCACGGUGGCGGACGACAACAAGUUCACUGACAAACCCGAGAAGGGAAUUUCUGAGGAGGAAAGUGUGUUCUUGGCUUCUUUAGUCUGUAAUAUAAGUUUCACAGGUCAAAGAAUUCUUACGUCAGACAUCCCAGAAACAAAGGAAUCCAAAACCUCGGGAUCUCCUCGCCAGCAGGAAUCAGCCACAGAUCCAGGCUUACUUUCUGGCUACCUGUCAUCGCCUUAUCAAGAAGUGGACAACUUUGUAUUAACUGUGGUUACGAAGGAUGGCGUACAUGGAAGCAUCAGACGAUGGAACUACUUUGCUGCUGAACAACUGGUCGUCUACGACAUCGCAAAAUACCGUUGGUGUGAAAAUGUGAAACGGUUUCAUAAAAGCAACAAUGUCAUGAUUGUUGUGGACCUCAAAGAAGAAGCGUGGUACCAGAAGUGUCACGAUCCUGAAUGCAGGAACUUCAGGUCCUCAAGUUACCCACUGCCGCAGGAGAUCUGCGUCAGCUACAUCAUGACACUGGAUGAGGAAGACCAGGCGUACUUAAUGGACGAUGCAGGCAACAUUGAACUGAGCCAGGCCUCGAACCCGCCCCCACAAAGCAGAGUGUGUCCAGAGGAGGAAUCGGCUGACGUGUGGGGAGACGGACAGGAUGACCAGGACUAUUUAGAGAGCCUGGACGACUUUGAACAAAUCAGCGGAGAUAUCUCCGAUCAGCUUCUGCUCAAAUGUAUGGCAGAGUUUGACUCCAAGUAGAAUGGGAGUUUUAUUUUGUACUCGCCUUUCUUAACGUCCUAUUUAGCAUUUACAAGCAGGGUAAUUGUUUUGUAAACACGCUAUAUAGCAGAUUUAACUCCUGGACACCUAUAAAUUAAAGCUGGUGUAGAGAUGUAACGAGUGAUGAUAUAGUUUUAAUAAA
Molecule: messenger RNA, 2102 nt
Organism: Cottoperca gobio
Lineage: Eukaryota; Metazoa; Chordata; Actinopteri; Perciformes; Bovichtidae
Gene: primpol
Product: primase and polymerase (DNA-directed)
Exons: 14
Coding region: 320-1939 (539 amino acids)
Biological process (GO): error-prone translesion synthesis; response to UV; replication fork processing
Cellular component (GO): mitochondrial matrix; nucleus
Molecular function (GO): chromatin binding; DNA-directed DNA polymerase activity
Source: RefSeq, a predicted model, not a curated record